Messenger RNA from Camellia sinensis, 993 nucleotides. Lineage: Eukaryota; Viridiplantae; Streptophyta; Magnoliopsida; Ericales; Theaceae. The record is from RefSeq and is a predicted model, not a curated record.
AAACCUGUGCAUAUUCUCUUUAUAACAUUUUCUCACUCCGAGAGAUAUACAAUUUCACAAGCGCACACAACCAGAACGAGAUCGGAUUGAAAAUCUUCAAAAACCCUGAAAGAUUGUGAAUUAAAAAUGAAAGGUGGGGUUGUUAUUGAAGAAGGAUUCUUAUACGGAGAAGAAACCCAUCUCACCGUUUUCAAAACCUCUCUUUCCUUCUCUAGCGAUGGCUUCGCUGUCUAUGAUUGCAAAGGAGACCUCGUCUUCCGAGUCGACUCGUAUAGACCCGACACUCACGACAGGGCUGAACUCGUCCUCAUGGACGCUUCUGGCAGGUGCCUCCUCACUGUCCGCCGAAAGCAGAGGCUGAGUCUGCAUCACCGGUGGGAAGGUUUCGUGGGAGAGAGAACGGACGGUCAGAAACCGAUCUUCAGCGUGAAGAGGUCGUCAAUAAUCGGACAUUCGAGUUUGACAGUGGAGGUGAACGAUAAUCCGGAGGAGUACCAGAUCGAAGGGUCGUUCGCGCAGCGAUGUUGCACGAUCUUGGAUGGAAAGCAGCAAUCGGUGGCUGAGAUUAAACGGAAAGUGGAUGCUUCGACGAAUGUGGUGCUUGGGAAAGACGUAAUCUCUCUUUUGGUCAAGCCUGGCUUUGAUGGUUGCUUUGCCGUGGCAUUAGUGUUGGUUAUUGAUCAGAUCAACGGUGAUGAUUUUGAUGAGGGUGCUAGGGUUGAGGUGGUGGACCCACUUCUUGUGAAUUCAAAUAUAUCUUCCAGUGAGUAAGUAAAUGAAAAAAUUUGGCAAACCUACUGGUUCAAAUCAAUCCAAUAAGUCUGGUUUCAUUUUUUUAAUUCGUGAUUUGGUACUGAUUUACAAAAUUGAGAAAUCAAUAUUUGUGAAUCGAUUUCGAAUUUAGGUUUGUAGUUCUGAAUUUAAACUGAGCUGAACUAUAUAAUUUAAACUAUAUACAUUUAUUUGUUAGAUAUUAUUAUUUGUUUAAGUUAA